Molecule: messenger RNA, 608 nt
Organism: Leptomonas pyrrhocoris
Lineage: Eukaryota; Euglenozoa; Kinetoplastea; Trypanosomatida; Trypanosomatidae
Exons: 1
Coding region: 150-608 (152 amino acids)
Source: RefSeq, a predicted model, not a curated record
GUGCAAUUGCACCGCUGCGUCCAUCCGUGUGUUACACCGGUGGCGUCACAAAGGAAAAGAACGCGUCGUCAAAGAGAGACGGCGACGUCCUUUUCUUUCUUUCUUUCCCCACAAAAAGUUCCUUCUUUGUAGUGUUCUGUCGAGGCAGCAUGUUACGCCUAAGCGUGGCUCUCCGCAAGAACCCGGUGGUGUUCAAACAGGGACAGGGCAUGUUCUCCCACCAGCUUAAGCGCAUCCUCAAUAAAAAGUCCCUCCACAAGUACAACUGGGACCCGCUGCCCAUGUACGAGCCACGAAAACUGGUCCACGCAAACCGCUACGUUGACCACGAUACGUACGAGGAGAAGUACGACCCACACUGGGAGCACAACGCGCACCUGGUGCCGGAUCAAGCGUUCUACAACGUUCCCGUGCCGAAGGAGUACAAGGACGCCUACUGGUGGCGGGAUUUGCAGGCACGCCGCAUCCAGUGCCCGACGGAGUGGGUGCACCACCGCAUGCACACGAAAGAUAGGCAGAAGUACGACUUCCAAGAUCUGGCGUUUCGGAAGAAGUUUGAGUUCUCCUACGAGGACGUGGUCGCGAACGCGAAGGAGAUGCGCAACUAG